Linnemannia hyalina is the source of this 345-nucleotide messenger RNA. The record is from the annotation of a GenBank genome assembly. NCBI's taxonomy places the organism in Eukaryota, Fungi, Mortierellomycota, Mortierellomycetes, Mortierellales, Mortierellaceae.
AUGGAUCCUGCCUUCGGCCUUGGUGUUGGCGCCACCAACAGUCUCGCCGGGGUCGGCAUGCUUAGCAGUGGUGGCAGUGACAUCUCUCCAGGCCUGUACCAGUCUCCAAGUCCACCUCUGUCUAUGACUAUCCCAAUGUCUUCUCAGAUGAUCCAGCCACAAGACUUGUUGUUUGAUCUUGAGCCCAUGGUUGUCCACACGCCCAACUCGGUCCAUGUUGCACAAGGUUACGACAGCGACCAGUUCGCAUCAACAGCAACAGUUAAACCAACACAGGCCAACAACACCAACAACAGUAGCAGUACCAGCAGCCAGCUUCGCUAUUCUCCAAGGUUGCAGAAGUAG